Messenger RNA from Protopolystoma xenopodis, 2244 nucleotides. NCBI's taxonomy places the organism in Eukaryota, Metazoa, Platyhelminthes, Monogenea, Polystomatidea, Polystomatidae. The record is from the annotation of a GenBank genome assembly.
AUGUGUUUAACUCUAACGGAUAGCUCUAUUAUUCAGGAUAUCGAGAGCAGCCUUGAAGCUGAAAGCCCUAAUCAUUGCACAGGAUCGACAGGCUCCAGUGGCCUUAUUCCUAAAUUAUCAUCGGCUCAAUUUGCCGUUAAUACUAUCGCAAUCUCAACACCCACAUCACCUGGGCUCAGUCACAUGAAGCAGUUCCCUUGGUCUUCAAUUAUUGGUCCUUCCUCGUUGAACCACCGUACACACUGUCAUUUUUCAGAACAGCAGCAACAUACUCAGCAUAGUCCUCAUUUAUUCCUGAACAAGGAGUAUUGUUCUUCACGUAACUUUUUUUCGCGUACUCACUCACCCAUAACUGCGCUUUCAAUUAGCUCAUCUAUCGGUGCUCCCGGUUGCCAGACGUUUAUGCGAGCCCAACUAAACACUAACCACUCUGCACUCCUCUUUGGCUCAUCUCUUUCAGUCAAUGGAGAUAUGCAGGCAGCUAACCCUGAUGCAACUUAUGCAGAUCGUAUUCCCUAUCCGCUGUCUGAACUACGUCCAAACUGUGAUCCCACUGUCAAUCACUUUCGAUGCAACCGAAUGAAAUGUGAUUACCGGCAGUCCUGUUCUUUACCCCAAACGCAGCUUGCUCAGCCAUUCCUUUUCCGGAGGCAUCAAGCAGGGCAAAUACCUUCUCAUCACCAGAACUACUCUGUUAUAAAAAAUCAAGCAUUAUAUAUUCCACAUGAAUACCAACAGCUAGGACGUCUUCCGGGCUCUAGUUCGGGCCUCAAAACCAUCUCAAUUCCAUCCGAGAUAAAUAUUGCCUACUCUUUUCCAGUAGAGGUUUGCCCCGCAUCUUCAAAUGGAGCUCGAGCUAUUAGUACAGUUCAGCAAUUAACAUCCUCUGAUCAGCAACCACUUUCGCUCAGACACGCUACAUCGAGUCUGUUUGAAGCCGCCAUUCCGACACUUUCUAGGGAAAUGCCAAUGACAACUGCUAGUCCUGAUACCACUGCGACGACAAUCAAUUCUUGGGCUAGCCUCCUUUUUCAGCCACUACAAUGCAACGAGGAGACUAGCAACAAUGGUCCAGGAGAGGCAUCUCUCAGCUCAUCAACUCAAGGCCACCUGACUGGCCUGUCUUCACUCAUGAUGCUAACAAACCCUGCCUAUGUGAGUAGUGACAGUAGGACCAGCAUGCUGUCUCCAAGAGUCGCAUUGGCUGACCAUUCGCUGAAGCCGAUGGCAUCAGAAUCUAUUCAAAUUUCCUGUCUUAACAGAGUCGCUGGCUCGGAUCUCUUUGGCACAGCCUAUAAUCCAGUAUCCACUGCAUCAACAUCAAUUCUGACCUCUGGAAAGUCGGCAAGUGAUGCAAUCAGCAGCUUAUCGGACAUGUCAUCCUCGCUUCCAAGACCCACAUAUUUCGAAAAUAAAACAGUGGCCAGUGUACACAGUUAUAAUGGUAGUGGAAACGGCCACAGCGGAAGAACUGAUUUUAGCAGUAGCAACUUAUCGCAGGGCAUCCGCACUAAUAAUGUAAUAAACUCAUCUCUACUUGAGGGAAUGGGCUGCAUUGAGAGGACUCUCACGGCUGCUACGACUAACGAGACAAUUGAAACAACGCCAAACGCUAUUUUGCAACGAAAUUCAGAGUCAGCCUCUCUAGGCUAUGUUUGGCCUCACUGGCCCUAUGCAUCCCAAAACACCAACACCUCCUAUGCCUUAGAAAGAGUUGUAAAUGCACUAUCUUUUUCUCAGUCAACACAAGACACUGAUGAUACUAUCUCAAUACUACCUAAUCCAUACCCUCAGGUAGCCGGAAUGCAAACCAUGCGAGAGAAUUACUCAUAUACUGAUUUAAAUGAGCAUGACAGGAGGGAUUCGGCUACAGGCUAUCUUGAAUCUUUAGGUGACAUACUAAACCUUGAUGAAAGUGUUCACUCGCCCCAGUUGACUCAACUGGUGCAUGAGCAAAGCCUAUUACAUCAAAUUCAGUAUCACUAUCAGCAGCGGAUACAGUUUCGAAUGCAGCAACACGAUAUGCAGAAUGGUUUACAGACUACUCCUAAUCACCCCCAUCAACGCCAAAUGUCGGAACCACAAUCAUGCUUGGAUAAUCCCGUUGGUGACAUUGGUGGAUUAAGUUCAAGACAUGAACCAUUGCUGUUCGAUAACAGUAAUCGAAGGAACACAUUGUCGUUUCUAACAGAGGAUGAAGAACCACACAUGAGAUACUGGCCAGACCCUACCGGAUUCAAAUAA